Molecule: messenger RNA, 2171 nt
Organism: Trichoderma atroviride IMI 206040
Lineage: Eukaryota; Fungi; Ascomycota; Sordariomycetes; Hypocreales; Hypocreaceae
Source: RefSeq, a predicted model, not a curated record
GUUUGAUUGUCUUUGACGCACUGCUACCUGCCAUUCGCCUCUGCUGCUACUGCAAUUGGCGAUAUCUGGCCUGGACCGACAUCAUGUUUUACACUUGUGAGUGGAGUAUCCGUCAUGCAACGAUUGCCCCUAUUCCGAAUGCAUUUCAUUUUCUACAGUCUCGCUUUGUCCCCCAUGCCUAACCAGUCAAUUGCAUUUUCACCUGUCUCUUUCCUAAUUCUCGCCAUCCCAGAUGAGCUAGCUAACAGGGGCGGAAUGAUACAGUCCAGGGUGUCAAGGGCAAGGCCGUGGAUCGGUCCCCUCAAUCGUCAUCGGACGGCAAUCGGUCACAGGACGCGGCCGGCGGCAAGGCUGGCAAGAGUCUCCACGCCUGUCUCGAGUGCCAGCGCCGCAAGAUCCGCUGCGACGGGAAGCAGCCUUGCAAUCGCUGCCAAGGUAGUCGGUCACGGAGGAGGUGCGUGUAUGAGCAGCAUCGCCAGCGUCUUGUGCCGUCCAGGAAAUCACUGGAGGAAAUAUCACGGAGCCUUGAAGAGUGCCGUUCUGUGCUGCGGCGCCUGUACCCUAACCAUGAAGUCUACCAACUUUUGUCGCUGUCUCGCCAGGAGCUGCGGGAUCUCCUAGACCAGCCAUUGCAGCAAGAGACUGUAGACGUCUCCGUAACCCCCCCUUCUGUCGAUGAGGCUCAGCAUCCUCAAGAGCUUGAGAACAUGCCCGCUCCAAAAUCCGAAUGGGAUGAGGAGCGGAGAGAAAAGGACCAGAUGCCGGUGGAAGCAGACGAUGUCAAUGCUCUAUCGCUCUCCAUGGGCAAACAAGCGGCCUCGUAUCUCGGUGCAUCGUCCGUCAAGGUGGCCUUGACAGUCAUGCUUCAAAUCCAGCCACAGCUACAAGUGUUGCUCGCGGCACAGUCAUCUCCUGAUGGUUCUAGUGAUGAAAAUGCACGCACCAACAAAACACCGCUCUUUCGUGCAGCUUCUAGAUCCUCCAAAGCAAACCCUCCCAUCCCAUGGACCUACAAAGGCCAGGCUCUCAUCGACGCAUAUUUCAAACGUGUUCACGUUCUGGCUCCCAUGUUGGACGAGAACUCGUUUCGUAAGCAUUACAACGAAGGUCGUCGAUGCGACGCGCCUUGGCUUUCCCUGCUCAACAUGGUCUUUGCCACAAGCAGCAUCAUGUCUACGCCGUCAAGCAACCUGAGUCACAUCAAGUACUACAAUCAAGCCAUAGAGCACUUUCAUCUCAGUGCCUUUGGAAGUAGCCACAUUGAGACAAUUCAAGCCCUAGCACUGCUUGGAGGCUAUUAUCUCCACUACAUCAACCGUCCAAACAUGGCCAAUGCCAUCAUUGGCGCCAUCCUGCGAAUGGCAACCGCUCUCGGUCUGCAUCGAGAGCCACCGCCAGAAGAGCAGUCUGACACUGCAGUAAUUGAGACGCGGCGACGCACUUGGUGGACGCUGUUUUGCCUCGAUACAUGGGGCACAACCACUCUAGGCCGACCUUCGUUUGGGCGAUGGGGACCGGCAAUCAAUAUCCAACCCCCUGAGCUUAUCGCAGAGCAAGAAGAAGCCGACUCUGCACAGUAUGCCGGCAUCAUGCCUCUGCUAGAAAACAUCAAAUUCUGCAAAAUCGCAACAAAGGUCCAGGACAUGCUCGCAAUGAAUCCUCUUCUGAAGACGGCAGAUCGCAGUCACUUGGACAGCCUCCUUGUCGACUGGUACAACAAUCUUCCUUGGCUUCUUCGUUCCACGGAGCCCUGUGUAGAGCCACUCCAUCUUUCGCGAAGCAUCAUGAUAUGGCGGUAUUGGAAUCUGCGCAUGCUGCUUUACCGCCCAGUACUUUUAACCUUGGCCUGCAAAACUCAGUCACCCAUUGAAGAACAAGACGUGGUUGCCGUGCAGACCUGCCAAAACGCUGCGCGGGAGACUAUUGAUAGCAUAUCAAUGGGGUGGACACGCCAGCAAAUGUCUGGGUGGAACGCCGUAUGGUUCUUAUACCAGGCAGCCAUGAUACCGCUGGUUAGUAUCCUAUGGCAACCCGACAGUCCAUCUGUCGUGCAGUGGCGCGCUCAAGUCGAGUCGAUCCUCGACCUGUUUGAGGCAAUGCAAGACUGGUCGCUUACGGCACGCCGCAGCAGAGAUGUCGUCAGCCGUCUUCUGGAGGCCAGCUCUCAAAUU